UGGCAAUGUCUUACAUCACAACAUGCAAACUUUCACUUAGAUUUUCUUCUGAAAUAGUUAUGUGGAGUUCCCCAAUAUAAUUAUGGAUUACUUACAGAUACCAGAUGGGCAAUAUACCAAAACUAUUUACACAAUGAUCAAAGAAUGUAGAUACGAAGAAGCUAUAAAAACCUUGAACGACGCGAUGAACUGUAACCCAAAUAGAGCCGGUCUCUCCUUGCUUGGAUACUGCUAUUAUAGACUUCAGUCAGUUGUAGAAGCUGCCAACUGCUACGAGCAGCUGUCGGCUAUGCAUCCCGAAGUACCAGAGUAUAAACUCUACUUUGCCCAGUCGUUACAUGAAGCCUCAAUGUUCGAUGAAGCUUACAAAGUCACAUUACAAAUUUCGGCGCCCGAGUUAGAAAAGAAAGUUACAAAACUUCAAUCAGCUAUCAAAUACGGAGAGGAAGACACUAUUUCUGCAAAAAAUUUAGUAGACUCCUACCCUCACGAUGAUCCUGAUAAAGAUAUUAAUCUUGGGUGCUUGCUAUACAAAGAGAACCAGUAUGAAGAGGCUUUAGUUAAGUUUUCUAGAAGUUUAAACAUAUUAGGCUUUAAUUCACACCUUCACUAUAACAUUGCUUUAUGUUACUUUAAGCUUAAAGAAUAUCCUCAAGCCCUUAAACAUAUUACUCUAGUGAUUGAAAAAGGAAUUCGAGAUCACCCUGAGCUGUCUGUUGGAAUGCAAGCAGAAAAUUCUGAAGUCAAGUCAGUUGGUAAUUCACUAAUACUACAUGAAACAGCACUCAUAGAAGUGUUUAAUUUAAAAUCUGCAAUCGAAUAUCAAUUAAAAAACAUAAAUGCAGCCAAAGAAGCCCUAUCAGAUAUGCCUCCAAGGCUAGAACAUGAAUUGGAUGCUGUAACUCUUCACAAUAUUGCUCUAACUUCAAUGGAUAUAAAUCCUACUGAUGGAUUCGAAAAAUUACAUUUCCUGCUACAACAAGAUCCGUUUCCAUUUGAAACAUUUGCAAAUCUACUUAUAUUGUAUUGCAAAUUCGAAUACUAUGACUUAGCUGCAGAUGUUCUGGCUGAAAAUGCACAACUUACGUAUAAAUAUCUCACACCGUAUCUUUACGAUUUUCUUGAUGCUAUAAUAACUAGCCAAACGUCACCUGAAGAAGCCUUUCAGAAAUAUGAAGACAUUGCCUCAAAGCAUACAGAACAAUUAAGAAAAUUAACUAAAGUAGUGCAAGAAAGUCGUUCCCAUGGGGACAACGACCAAGUCAAAAAAGCCGUAGUAGAAUAUGAAGAAACACUUGAGAGGUAUAUUCCAGUUGUAAUGGCUCAAGCAAGAAUCUAUUGGGAUAAAGACAAUUAUGGACAAGUUGAAAAGAUUUUCCGAAAAUCUGUGGAGUUUUGUAACGAAUCUGACGUUUGGCGAUUAAAUGUAGCACACGUGUUAUUCAUGCAAGAAAACAAAUAUAAAGAAGCUGCUAGUUUUUAUGAACCUAUAGUCAAGAAGCAAUAUGAUAAUAUAUUAGAAAUAAGUGCUGUUGUAUUAGCAAAUCUUUGCGUUUCAUAUAUUAUGACGUCACAAAACGAAGAAGCUGAAGACAUUAUGAGAAAAAUCGAAAAAGAAGAAGAACAGCAAAUAUUUGAGGAUCCAGAAAAGAAGUUUUAUCAUUUAUGCAUAGUAAAUCUUGUGAUUGGCACGUUAUAUUGCGCUAAAGGUAAUUACGAGUUCGGUAUCUCAAGGGUUAUUAAAUCACUUGAACCGUUCAACAAGCGUCUGGGCACUGACACAUGGUUUUACGCAAAAAGAUGCUUUCUAUCUUUUCUUGAAAAUUUAGCGAAACAUUUAAUUGUAGUAAAGGAUAAUACUAUAAAAGAGUGUUUACAGUUUCUAGAAGGAUGUGAAAUUUACGGCCGACACGUGAGUACUGUGAUAGAAAGCUCAUACUCAGACGACGCCAACAACAAAGCUAAGCAAACGGUCACGUAUGAAGCUCGUCUGCUUCGUUACAUGUUCUAUAAGUUACGCAGCAUCGAUGAUUCGGUUACUAUAAAUAAGUAUGAAGACUUAAAAUAAAUAAAGCUUAUUUCAUUCAAAUAUUUUUUUUGUGGAUUUGAAGUACUGACUACUAGCGAGCGUACGGGUCAUCUGAUGGUAACUGAUCCAGCUAGAAGCACACAGAACCGAAUGUAUAAGGUGAAAUUACAG
Leptidea sinapis is the source of this 2200-nucleotide messenger RNA. It is a transcript of the gene Ttc30, whose product is annotated as tetratricopeptide repeat protein 30A. Gene Ontology annotation, molecular function: protein binding; intraciliary transport particle B binding. Gene Ontology annotation, cellular component: axonemal microtubule; intraciliary transport particle B. NCBI's taxonomy places the organism in Eukaryota, Metazoa, Arthropoda, Insecta, Lepidoptera, Pieridae. The transcript has 2 exons. The record is from RefSeq and is a predicted model, not a curated record. Gene Ontology annotation, biological process: intraciliary transport. The coding region runs from base 83 to 2068 and encodes 661 amino acids.